AUGAAAUUAGUUAACUCGGAAUACCAGAUCUUUAACUAAGAUGAUACAAGUUAAACAAUUGAUAAUCUUAGGUAGUUCUACUCCCUUGAGAGAACAAUUUGUUUUGAAAAAAUGUUUGUAGAUGAACCUACUCAUUACAAAUUAUUUAAAGCAAUUGAUUUUUUACUAAGGAUAGCAAUUAUUAUUUACGUUAGUGUGAAUCAAUUGGAAGAUCCUAUAAGUUUAGGCUUAGGUAUAGUAGCAGCAAUUUAAACUGGAUUAAAUAUUGCGAUCAAUUACUAUUACUACUAGGCAUACUAAUAAACUAUGUUCUUAGGUUAGAACUCAUUUACUAAAACCAUUUUGAACAUAGUUUCUUCACUUAUAUAAGUUGACUGGGUGCUAUUCACAAACCAGUGCAAAUUCAAUUAAAAGGGCUAGCAUGACGUUACUAAUUAUGAUUAUUCAACUGUAUAGUGGGUUUAUAUUAAAAGAUUAGCUAUAGCUGCAAGAAUUCACUUGAUAACAUAUUGCUUUUUUUACUUUUCUUCUAGCAUCAACAAUUUCUCUUAUGUUGUCUUCUCUCUUUCUUUUGUGUUGAUGAUAUACUAUAACCAUUUGAAUUCAAAUAAAUUUAUUUCAUCUUCUCUAUAAUCCCAACAACCUAAAUUAGAUUAAAUUAUCACAAACAUAGAACUCAUUAUAUAAUUUCUCUAGUCUCUUCUCUUUACAAUUUACAUUGGUGCUGCAUCUCUAGCCUGGGUAGCAGUUUUCCUUCCUUCUACAACUGUCCUUUUUUCCUUCCUUUCAUUCAUUGAUUCAAGGUUCAAGUUCGAGCCCUUCACAAUUGGAGUUAUUGAGUACAUUUUCUUAGGAUCUAACACCUGUCACUUGAUGCCUAUCUUAAAGAAUGACUUCUCCAUGGCCCAAAUUCAUAUUAGCGGCGUUUUGAAGUUAUUCUUUUUAAGCAUAUUUUGUAUCGCUUAGGCAUCUAUAUAAGGAUUGAUAAUUUCUUAAGGCAGAGACAAAAUGCCAGAAGGCGCUUUCGAAUUAUAGGUGGCGUUGGUUUCAAUAAUAAAUCCUAUUAUGCUGAUUAAAUCUACUAAAGUAGUAAUGCAUUUUUUCUAGUAGAUCACCAUUUAAACUAAUUCAUUUAAAGAUAUUUCUCCAAAUUAAUUUAAAAACUAACCUAAACAAGUAGUUUACUAUCAAAAUAAUAAAAUUUUAUCACCUGAAGAUUUGAAUGUUUUCGAACAGCUAAUUAACAAGGACGUUAGAGAGUACUAUAUCUUCAUAAACAACUCUUUCUGCAUCUAAACCUAUCAUAGACAUGCUUAAAUCACUGUAUCUAGCAUGAAAGAUCCCAAAGACAACGAAAAUUUAAACAUAAUAUGCCUCAGUCUUCUAAACAAAGCCAAAAGUUUAACCAUUAAGUUGAAUAUGAACCCCUUAAGUCACCAACAUAAAGAUAUAGACAGAUUCUUUAUUUUUUUACUAAAAAAUAUGAUGAAUCCAAGUGAAUCAAUAAUCUCAUUUGAUCAAACGCUAUUAAUCAAUUUCAUUAUUGAGGGUAACAAAACAAAAAAAUUAAUUAAUAUUGAUGAAAUCUUCAACUAUCCAAAAAAAUCAAUUCUUGAAUUUAUUGUUUUCGAAAAAUAUCAAAUGCCUUUCCUGCUUAAUAAUCAUCAUUAAAUUUACUACGACCUCUUUGAGGAAAUGUGA
This is a messenger RNA of Tetrahymena thermophila SB210, 1701 nucleotides long. RefSeq names its product transmembrane protein, putative. The transcript has a single exon. The record is from RefSeq and is a predicted model, not a curated record. NCBI's taxonomy places the organism in Eukaryota, Ciliophora, Oligohymenophorea, Hymenostomatida, Tetrahymenidae.